CCCAGCAGUGCCCCCCAUGAGUGCCACCCAUCAGUGCUGCCCAGCAGUGCCACCCACCAGUGCCCCGCAAUGCCCCCAUCAGUGCCACCCAUCAGUGCCGCCCAUCAUCAGUGCCCAGCAGUGCUGCCAGUUAGUGCCACCCAUCAGUGGCGCCUAUCAGUGCCUAUCAGUGCCUAUCAUUGUUGCAUAUCAGUGCAGCAUCAUCAGUGCCGCCUCAUCAGUUCGAGUUCCUCAGUGCCACCUAUCAGUGCUGCCUAUCCAUGCCACCUCAUCAGUGCCCAUCAGUGCUGCCUAUCAGUGCCCAUCAGCACUACAUAUCAAUGCUGCCUAU
Staurois parvus is the source of this 331-nucleotide messenger RNA. The record is from the annotation of a GenBank genome assembly. NCBI's taxonomy places the organism in Eukaryota, Metazoa, Chordata, Amphibia, Anura, Ranidae.